AUGCUUAUCAAGGAAUACCGAGUUGUUAACAACUGUACUUGUGACGAGUAUCAGGUUGCUCAAUUGUACGCAGUAGCUGAGGCUUCUAAAGCCGAGACUGGAGGCGGAGAAGGCGUUGAAGUGAUCAAGAAUGAGCCAUAUUCAGAUGAAAAUGGCAAAGGACAAUACACUUACAAGAUCUAUCAUUUAUCCAGCAAAGUGCCAGCUGUUAUCAGAGUACUAGCACCCAGCGGCGCCCUUGAAUUGUACGAAGAAGCCUGGAAUGCAUAUCCCCACUGCAAGACAGUUUUGACUAAUGGAUAUAUGAAAGAAAAUUUCAAACUAAUCACCGAAACUUUGCACGUUGAUGAUAGCAGAGGAGAAAUAGAAAAUGCUCUUGGAAGCUCUCCAGAAGUUCUUGCUCAACGUGAAGUUGUGCUCAUCGACAUAGCGAAUGACAAGAUCGAACCAAAAGAUUACAAGGAGGAAGAUGAUCCCCAACUCUACACUUCUCAACGCACUGGACGUGGGCCUCUAAAAGAAGACUGGAUUAAAACGGUCACACCCGUGAUGACGUGUUACAAGUUGGUUACGGUGGAAUUCAGAUGGUUCGGACUCCAGAAUAAGAUCGAAGCUUUUAUCCACAACGUAAUGCAAUCACUCUUUACUAAAUUCCACAGACAGCUCUUUUGCUGGACUGAUAGAUGGUACGGAAUGACCAUGGAUGAUAUCAGAGAAUACGAAGAAAAGACGAAAAAGGAUCUCGAUGAGUCACGCGCAAAACCACCACCGGCCACAACUACAACAACCCAAAAAGCCAAAAAAGCCCAAACUGAAACUCCUAACAAAUGA
This is a messenger RNA of Paraglomus occultum, 831 nucleotides long. The record is from the annotation of a GenBank genome assembly. NCBI's taxonomy places the organism in Eukaryota, Fungi, Glomeromycota, Glomeromycetes, Paraglomerales, Paraglomeraceae.